Oppiella nova is the source of this 810-nucleotide messenger RNA. The record is from the annotation of a GenBank genome assembly. NCBI's taxonomy places the organism in Eukaryota, Metazoa, Arthropoda, Arachnida, Sarcoptiformes, Oppiidae.
AUGUGGACUCAGGCACCACACCUAAACUCCUAUUUCCUUGUGUGGCACCGGAUGUACCUAUACUUCUACGAGAGGAUACUCCGACACGCGGCUAACGACCCGCACCUCACUAUACCUUAUUGGGAUUAUAGCGGUGGCGGUCAUAAUCUGGUGUUACCUGAAGUUUUUCGUACACCCUAUGAUACCGGUGUAAACCCACUGUACACUUCGGACAGAUGUGAAUCAGUGAAUAAUGGAAAGCCUUUAAAGGCGCAACUAAUGGAUACCGGGCCUAUAUUACGGGCCCGUUAUUUUGACGCCAUUCCCGCUGAUAAUGAAAUGCAUGCGUGCCUUAGCUUUGGUGGGGUACGUACGUCUAGACCCGUAUUUGGGGCCCCUUAUACAAGCUUAUUCUCGCAGACAUUGCACGAUAACGUUCACGUGCAUGUAGGAGGGGAAAGGGGUCUAUUGAGCGACGCCUGUACCGCGGCUCUGGACCCUGUGGACAGGAUAUGGAUGUCGUGGACACAACUGGGAGGUCCUAACCCGACAGACACCCACUUUCUCGACCAUACGUUCACUUUCUUUGACGAAUGGGGACAACCAGUCAGCGCUCGGAUCCGGGAUUUCCUGAAUGUCUCGCAUCUCUAUAGUUAUGAUCAGCUUAUGGACGGACCACAGGUUGUGCCCACUCGACAAUACCCUCAUAUUUAUAUCGAUGUGGAUAUUGAUAGGGAAACCGCUGUUACUGUAAACAACCCGUCUGUUACUAAAGAAUUAGAGCCAUAUGUAAUGGAAAUGUUUACUGAGUUGGCCAUUGCAAUCAAUUGA